AUGUUCCGCGCAGCUCUGAAUCGUUCGCGGUCAUCCGCGCGCUCUCUCACGCGCGUGAACGUCCUCGCGACCCCACCGAUCGAUCGGUCGUCGAGUUCAAUGGGGACGAUUCGGAAUUACGCCUUGGUCCCAAUGGUGCUCGAACAAACGAAUCGCGGAGAGCGCGUGUUCGACAUUUACUCCCGACUGUUAAAGGAGCGCAUCGUGUUCAUCAACGGCCCGAUCGAUGACACCGCGAGCUCGCUCGCGGUGGCGCAGUUGUUGUUCCUCGAGAGCGCGUCGCCGACGGCGCCGAUUUGGAUGUACGUCAACUCUCCGGGAGGGAGCGUGACGGCGGGGUUGGGGAUCUACGACACGAUGCAGUACGUGUCGCCGCCGAUACACACGCUUUGUGUUGGACAGGCGAGUAGCAUGGCGUCGUUGUUGCUCGCGGCGGGGGCGAAGGGUGAACGAAGGAGUUUACCGAACUCGCGCGUGAUGCUGCACCAACCGAGCGGAGGGGCUUCGGGACAGGCGAGCGACAUCGCAAUUCACGCGCAGGAGAUCUUGAACGUGCGCGAAAAGUUGAUUCAUAUUUACAUGAAGCACACGAAUCAAGAGUACGAUAAGAUUGGGAUGACGCUCGAGCGAGAUACGUUUAUGAGUCCCUCGGACGCGUUGGAGUUUGGCUUGAUAGAUGAGGUCAUCGAACAUCGUGCAGCGGCGACCAAAGAGGAGUAA
Ostreococcus tauri is the source of this 720-nucleotide messenger RNA. RefSeq names its product Clp protease proteolytic subunit /Translocation-enhancing protein TepA. Gene Ontology annotation, biological process: protein quality control for misfolded or incompletely synthesized proteins. The transcript has a single exon. The record is from RefSeq and is a predicted model, not a curated record. Bases 1 to 720 code for a protein of 239 amino acids. Gene Ontology annotation, cellular component: endopeptidase Clp complex. Gene Ontology annotation, molecular function: ATPase binding; serine-type endopeptidase activity; ATP-dependent peptidase activity. NCBI's taxonomy places the organism in Eukaryota, Viridiplantae, Chlorophyta, Mamiellophyceae, Mamiellales, Bathycoccaceae.